Molecule: messenger RNA, 752 nt
Organism: Bombina bombina (fire-bellied toad)
Lineage: Eukaryota; Metazoa; Chordata; Amphibia; Anura; Bombinatoridae
Gene: RSL24D1
Product: ribosomal L24 domain containing 1
Exons: 6
Coding region: 63-554 (163 amino acids)
Biological process (GO): ribosomal large subunit biogenesis
Cellular component (GO): nucleolus
Source: RefSeq, a predicted model, not a curated record
CUCACUUCCUUUUACUCCUUGUGCUAGUUUGGUGCGGACGGCCUUUGGUGUGAGCCGUCACGAUGCGCAUCGAAAAAUGUUAUUUCUGCUCCGCGCCGAUCUAUCCGGGGCAUGGCAUGGUGUUUGUACGGAAUGACUGCAAGGCAUUUAGAUUCUGCCGCUCAAAAUGCCACAGAAAUUUUAAGAAGAAGCGCAAUCCUAGAAAGAUCAGAUGGACAAAAGCGUUCAGAAAAUUGGCUGGUAAAGAGUUAACUGUGGACAAUUCCUUUGAAUUUGAAAAACGAAGAAAUGACCCUGUGAAGUACGAAAGAGAGUUAUGGCACAAGACCGUUGAGGCAAUGAAGAGAGUUGAAGAAAUUAAGCAGAAGAGACAGGCUCGGUUUAUCAUUAACAGGUUGAAGAAGGGCAAAGAGUUGCAGAAAGCUCAGGAUAUCAAAGAAGUCAAACAGAAUAUCCACCUUCUUCGGGCUCCUCAUGCAGGAAAGGCAAAAAAGCUGGAAGACAAAAUGGUGCAGAAAUUACAAGAGGAUGUGGACAUGGAGGAUACUGCAUAGAAAUGUAUAUAACUAUUUUAUUUCCUUUUGUCUCUUUCAAUUACUCUUCCAUUGUUGAAACAAUGUUGUUCAGCACUUUGGAUUGUAACCUCAUUUAACUCAAAUAUUGCUCUCCAGUGGAAAUGCACACAGUUAUACCUAAAAUGCAAUACAAUAUUUGGAUACUCACAGGUUGAGAAAUAAACUUUUAUUUACUUA